AUGGCUGGCUCCAAGGGAGUUCCAGCUCAUUACCAGGAGCGACCUACGAAGGCAGGCCAACACAAGCUAGAGGUGGCAAUCAGAAUCCCUUCUUUGUAUGGGGCAGAGUGGGUGGACGAGCACAGGCAGCUGCACAAGGACGGCUCUUGCAAGUGUGCAGGAGACUUUUCCUUCUACAAGAGUCCAGAGCCCAGCCAGUCCCCCUCAUCCAGCGACACAGCACAGCUGGAGCCCUCGACACCCUCUCAUCGCCACAAGGUCGGCACAGCCACCACCCCAAAGCCCCCUCCCCUCGUGGUGAGCUCCUCCUAUCCCCACGUCCACGCCCCGCUGCGCUCCCCAGGCGCCAUCUACGAGGUAGACCCGACCAAGUCCACCAACAAGCUCUACAAUUUCGCCUGCGGCGAGGGCGCGAAUAUGGCCUCGCUCGCCGACUUCCAGUCCGUCGAGUUCCCCAGGGCAGUGGGGACCCUUCCUCUGGUGGGCCUGCCUAUCGGCGCGGGGCCAGAGGGCGCGCCGGACCUCUCCCACGUGGGAAGCUUCGAGGACUGCGUCCUGCACACCAGGAACCUCAUCGCCUGCAUGGGUGAUGAGCCCACGGCGGGCUCUUGCCCACCAAGAGCAAGUCGCCAGCAGCAGCAGCAGCAGGGUCUUCCUGCGCGGGAGCGCUCUCAGAGCGCCAGCUCGAGCGCGGAGUCUCCUGACUACGAAGACUCCGGCGCUGAGGAGGACCAGCCCUAUUUCAGCUGA
Diaporthe citri is the source of this 750-nucleotide messenger RNA. RefSeq lists its product as uncharacterized. Lineage: Eukaryota; Fungi; Ascomycota; Sordariomycetes; Diaporthales; Diaporthaceae. The record is from RefSeq and is a predicted model, not a curated record. The transcript is spliced from 3 exons. Bases 1 to 750 code for a protein of 249 amino acids.